Messenger RNA from Amaranthus tricolor (Joseph's coat), 1387 nucleotides. RefSeq names its product oligoribonuclease. Bases 143 to 889 code for a protein of 248 amino acids. The transcript has 8 exons. The record is from RefSeq and is a predicted model, not a curated record. Gene Ontology annotation, cellular component: mitochondrion. Lineage: Eukaryota; Viridiplantae; Streptophyta; Magnoliopsida; Caryophyllales; Amaranthaceae. Gene Ontology annotation, molecular function: nucleic acid binding; 3'-5'-RNA exonuclease activity.
UGCAUACCGAAAAAUUAACGAACCGGCCCUUGUAUUAGUAAACACAAGAACCCUAAUUUGUUGUUCAUGCACAAUUUAUAUAUGAAACUGACAUAAUUCAUUUAGAAUCCCAGAUCGGUUGAACUUGAGAGGAAGCAUACAUAUGGACCUCAUCUCUAAUGCUUUCGCAAUUCUAGCCCUUGAAGAUGCCGAUGAUCCUUCUCAAAUGUCUUCGACUACCGUCAUUUCUGACGCAGGGGGAAGUGGAAGUAAUGAUAAAAGCUCAAGUGACAAGCUGACAGUGGAUGAUGGAAGUAAAAAAGAGCAGAAUUUGGGUGUAAAUGCAGCGGGGUACAAAUUACCCCUUGUGUGGAUUGAUCUAGAAAUGACUGGUUUAAACGUUGAGGUUGAUCGAAUAUUAGAGAUAGCUUGUAUCAUAACCAAUGGAAGUUUGUCUAAAUCUGUGGAGGGUCCGGAUUUGGUCAUUCAUCAAUCACAGGAAUGUCUGGACAAAAUGGGUGAAUGGUGUCAAAGUCACCACGCAGCUAGUGGGUUGACAGAGAAGGUUCUCCAGAGUACAGUAGGUGAACAUGAAGCUGAGAAGCAGGUUAUUGAAUUUGUCAAAAGACAUGUUGGUGCAUAUACACCCCAUCUUGCUGGAAACUCUGUUUAUGCAGAUUUUAUAUUCCUCAAGAAAUAUAUGCCAGACUUGGCAAGUAUGUUCUCUCAUGUCCUUGUGGAUGUUAGUAGUGUGAAGGCCUUGUGCGUGCGGUGGUAUCCAGGAGUUCACAGGAAGGCCCCCGCAAAGAAAAAUAAACAUAGGGCUUUGGAUGAUAUCAGAGAAAGCAUCCUUGAACUUAAAUUCUACAAAGAGAACAUUUUUAAGACAUCCAAAGAGAUAAAGAGAUGAUGAGUAGUAGUAUUUUAGACCAUCUUUGUGUGCACCAUCUUGUACUGUUUCCUCUCUUCAUUGCUAAAUGAAACAAACUAUGUCUCUUUGUAUUGGACCUUUGAUAAUAGAAGAAACGUGUGUGGCUGAUUCGGUUAAAUAUAUAUCUUUUAGCUAGAUAUAAGAUUUUAUGGGUUAGCCUAAUGAUUGAAGGUUUUUUCAUCCUUGUGAUAGAGAAUCGAUUUCUCAUCACUUACGAGGAAAAUUAGUUUUCACUUCUAUACCUGCUGCGUGUCUUUAGAGAUUCUCUGGUCUUACCCGAUAUUAAAACAAUAAAGAAAAUAAGAUCUCACAUAUUAGAGCUACUAAAAUCAAUUUCUUUAUUCUAGAGAGCAUAUCCAUCAAAUAUUACUAGUAAUAAUCUAUGACAUGUAAUUAAAUAUUGCUAGUAAUAGUCUAUGACAUGUUCUAUGCUCAAGUUGCGUCAAAUUUUUAUGUUAUUUUUCAUUGGAUGUAAAA